Molecule: messenger RNA, 3424 nt
Organism: Mytilus californianus (California mussel)
Lineage: Eukaryota; Metazoa; Mollusca; Bivalvia; Mytilida; Mytilidae
Product: antiviral innate immune response receptor RIG-I-like
Exons: 14
Coding region: 210-3308 (1032 amino acids)
Cellular component (GO): cytoplasm
Molecular function (GO): DNA binding; hydrolase activity; ATP binding
Source: RefSeq, a predicted model, not a curated record
UAAAUUUAGACAUAACUCACCGACAAAAUAAAUGUGCAUACAUGUUGUUUUGCUGUAUGUACGAACAUGUGGAAAACUAUGGAAGAAAAUAAUAGUUGGAUAAAAUUGAAUGGACUCCAUAUUGAAUAUCCAUAGGUGUCCUUGUUUCAUUCACGUAUAUACCACCAGAUUUGUUUUGGAGUUCAUGUAUCCAAAGAAAAUAUAAGUCAAUGGCUACAGCACAUGGCAUUGAAGUGUCGCAUAAGACCCACUAUGCGCGUCUUGGACAUGCCUCGCAACAUUUAAUACCUAGUAUUCUAAAAGAAUUGUUGGCUCAUUAUAUUCCACCAAAUACCCUUCUCGGUCAAGUGAAUGGAUGCAUAAAAUUAACCCGAAGUAAACUAUUGAAAACUGGAGAAUGGAAAAAAAUACACAAUGCUGCAAAUAACGGAUACGAUGAAUUCGAUACCCCACUCAUUUAUACAAUUUUACGAAAUAUCUUUCCUACAAUUCAACCAACGAAUAGAUGGGAUCAUCCAACAAAUCCUCAACCGCACGAGACAACACUAGGAGAUGAUAUUGAAAGAUGCCGAAGAUAUCGUAAUGCAAUUUUACACAGAGGAAAUACAACAGUUACAGAUCAAGAGUUAGAUGAUAUUUUUAAUGACUUUAAAUCUAUGGCGAUGAGGUUUGAAAAUGUUCUAAAAAAACAACCAAACGAAUUCGUCUUUGAAUUUGAAAACUUAAGAACAUGUUGCAUGGAUGAGGAUACAGAAAAGAUGUAUUUAGACAGACUCCAAGAUAUUCAAGAAAAGGAAAAAGAUGACCAUGAAUCCAUCAAAGAUUUAGAAAAAAGGACUAAUCUCACCGAACAGCGUAUGUCAAAGGUUGAGUUAGAUAUGCAAUCUCUUACAGAUGCAAUGCAGUCUGUGAAUUCAUCUACAGAUGAGGGUCUCGUGUUUCGAGAAACGCUGGCUGACAAGACCUGUUAUGAAGGUGACAGAAUCAGCUUAGAAUGUGUAGUAGGAGGAGGGAAGAAACCAAGCAAAUGGUAUAAAGGGGACGAAGCUGUGCUAUCAGAUAAUAUUCGUGAUGAAUCUAAAGAUCAAACAUACAAACUGAGCAUUUUGUAUGCUACAAGAAAAGACGCAGGAGUAUACACUGUAUUGAUUGGAAAUGAAACAAGAGAUGUUCGAUUGAAUGUAAUUGAAAGACCACCUUUUCUAAUAAAACUUCGUAUGUACCAACAAGAGUUAGCAGAAAUUGCAUUAAGAGGUGAAAACACAAUUAUUUGCGCCGGAACUAAUGCUGGGAAAACAUACGUGGCUUUCCAUGUGAUAGAAAGUCACUUGUUAAAAAAUCCAAAAGCAGGAAAAGUUGUGUUCAUAAACAAGACAAAUGUAUUACUAGGACAGCAGUACAAAAGGGCAUGUGAUACUUUUACAACACUUCAAAUUCAGGGUAAAAUCAAAAUAUGGAAAGCUGAAGAUGACGACAGUGACAAUUUUGAAAAGGAAAUUGGCAAAGCCAGUUUAAUAUUUUUGACCCCCAAAUCUUUAUCCAACCACCUUAUAGAUAGUGCAGCAGUUAAAGUUUCUAUAGAGAUUUUCACAUUGAUUAUUUUUGACGAAUGUCAUCAUACACAUGAUAAAAGUGUUUACAACGAAUUGAUGUCGUAUUAUAGAAUAGCAAAGUAUAGUGGAAAGACACAUCGACUCCCACAGAUACUUGGAUUGACAGCAUCACCAGGUACAAACAAAUCUAAAGACCUGGCGUCAGCAAAGGAUCAUUUAACAAAAGUUAUGGCAAAUUUGGAUGUAUCAGAACUGUCUGUUGUCAAACGAAAUAAAGAAGAACUACUUCAAUAUACAUCAAUUCCAGAAAAAGUUCCUAUUACAUCAUCUACCAGAAAACAUGAUCCUUUGAAAGAUAUUAUAUUUAGAGCAAUGGAAUACGUUGAACAUAAACUGAACUCUCGAAUAGUUUCAAACUUUUUGAGUGAAAUUCUACACCAGAAUAGGGACUUAUAUGAAGCAUUACAUAAUCCACCGAUUCAAAGAACGGAAGUCCGGUACAUACAGUGGAUCGGAGAAACUAAAGAAAAAGUAGAACAUGUAUUACAUAAAGAUUCAAAAGUACCACGAUUGCUUCAUGCAUGUCUGAGACAUUUAGAGUUGUAUACAGAAUGUCUUGAAAUCAAUGCAUUGCUGGAAAUUGAUCAAGUUCGUGACGUGAUCAUGCAGGGAUAUGCAAAUGAAUCUUUUGCAAGUCAGAGUGCAAAUACAGAAGAGGAGAGGGAAAUCGUAUCCAAAUUACGAGACGUGUUUGCUGAAAUUCGAGAAAUAGGAAGAUACAUAGAGGGUAAUCCUGAUAUAAAGGUCGUUAUUGAAAAGAUUGAAAACGAAUACAAACAAUUAGAAGAAGAUUCAAGAUUUAUUAUAUUUGUAAAAACCAGAGCAACAGCAAUAGCCUUAGCAGAGAGACUUCCAAGUUAUCUUCGUAGUACUUACCUGACUGGUUCUCACAAAUCUGUAGAGGAAGGAGGUCGCCCUCCUGACCAACAGAUAGAAGUGUUGGAGAAGUUCAGAAAUGGUGAACAUUUAUGCAUUGUUGCCACGUCAGUAGGAUGUGAGGGACUCGAUGUUCCGCAAUGUAAUAUGAUGAUCCGUUAUAGAUUUAGUGCAGAUGAAAUAAGCAGCUUGCAAAUGCGUGGAAGAGUACGCAAGAAGGCAGGUCAAGAGGUGAUAGUUGGUACUACAAAAGAAUUUGAAACUGAAAAGAAAAACAUUCAAAGACAGUAUCUAAUGACACAAGCCAUAGGAGAAAUUUCAAAACUUAGUAUAGGCAGAGAUAUAGCUAUAGCAGAGAAACUAGUAUAUGAAAAAGAAGAAAACGAAAGAAUAACUCAACAAAAAAAGAUGGGUAAAAAAAAGAAUGGAUUUUUUUCUGUUAACUGUAAAUAUUGCGGAGUCCUAAUCACUGAUUAUAAUCUAUUGCGACAUGUUAAUGAGAAAAUGUUCGUUGUUUGUGAUAAUUUAAUACUUACAAGAAUAGACAGGAUACCAUUUCCUAGAAAGAAGCAAACAGAAUUUGAUGGCUGUAAAAAACUAGAUAAAGUAUAUGGAUUGCAGUGUCGACAUAGAUGGGGUUCGAUAAUUAUCUACAAGGAGUGUGAAUUUGUUGCAUUAUCACAAAACUAUGUUAAGAUAUUUGACUGUCAAACAGAUUCAUUCAUAGACUGUGAAAAAUGGUGUGAUCUUCCAUUCAAAAUACAGGAACUGACUAAUGAUGAUUUCAUCAAUUACAAUAAAAUGCCUGUUUCAAUGUGAUAUGAUUUAUACAACAAUUUAUCAGCUUGUAUAUGCUUUGAUGAUUUUGUUUUAAUAGGCUCAGCAGUUACAUAAUUUAUGUGCAUUGUUUGUAAAUUAUAAAUAAAAUACCUGUU